This is a messenger RNA of Trichogramma pretiosum, 5125 nucleotides long. Its product is annotated as UBA-like domain-containing protein 2. Lineage: Eukaryota; Metazoa; Arthropoda; Insecta; Hymenoptera; Trichogrammatidae. Gene Ontology annotation, molecular function: protein binding. The record is from RefSeq and is a predicted model, not a curated record. Bases 1366 to 1842 code for a protein of 158 amino acids. The transcript is spliced from 4 exons.
UAUAUAGAUAUACACGCGUGCCGUUGGUGGAGUGCGAGUGCACGAUUCCGCCGUGCGACGAGAGUGAUCAGUGCGUGUCUCCCUUUCGGCAGCGACGGAGGCAUUAUUCUGGCUCGACUUCGUUAUAAUCGUACAAUAAUAACACACGUACACGCGUGUGAUAAAAAUAUAUAUACAAAUACAUAAGGUGUGACUAGUAUACAUUGGUGUACUAAAUAUAAGAACGUGUAUACAUACUCGUGUAACGUGCACGUGUGACUGUGUGCGUGAACCCGUGUGUGCAGUGCAUCGUUGUGACGACGACCAUCGUUGCGUGUGUCGUUGUACGCGUGUGCAUGUGUGUGGGUGUAUUUUUUUUGCAAACGUAAACAAGAGACGAGCGCUGCGGAGGCUCGAUUCCUCGGUAAUAAUAAUACGUAACAAUAGCAGAGAGGGUAGAAAGAGAGGAGAGCUACGAAAGAGGAUUGAUCAUUCAACAACGAGUCGGAGGCAGCGGCAGCAGUAGUAGAACAGCAGAGAGCAGCAGCAGCUUACUAUUGGUGCCGAGAGUUUAUAUGCGGCAGCAGCGCGCGUUUGUUUACUAAAUCUCUCUCUCUCUCUCUUUCUCGUCGUCGCAGUCGUCGUCGUAGUCGUCGUAGUCGUCGUCGUCGUCGUCGUCGGAGUCGCGGCUUCCGACACUGGCGCGGCCAUUUUGCCCUCUCUUUUUUUACACUUAUGUACGUGAGCUCUAUACAUACAACACGUCGUUGUGUAGUAUAUCGCAGGUCGUCUCGUCGUUCGCUCGGCACGCAUAACAACGACGAUAGAAAACAUAGUACACACACACACACACAACAUCGAGAGAGUAGAGGAGAGUUUUUCGCGCGUGUGCAACAAUUAAUCGAGGCAUCGUCGUUGUCGAGUGCAAGUUGAAAAGUGCAAGUUUAAUAUUUAAUUAUAUAAAGGCCAGAUAAGUGCGCGCGUGCUCGUGUCACACAGUCGAUGCACCGAGGAUUCUAUUAUUCGAGAAUUAGAAGAAAGCAACAAAAGAAACAUAACAAACGCCUACGCGACUGUGCGAGUGCAGUGACGAGAGGAAUCUAAUAAUAUCGAUUUGUUGUCGUUCUCCGUUGUUGUUGUUGUUGUUGUUAUUGUUGACGCUCUCUCUCUCUCGGCGUGUGUGCUGCCGCGAGGCAAUUGUUGUUGUCGUGCGCGCGUGUGCUAUUGUGUGCAACUCCGUAUACGUAUUAUAAAUAUAUCGUUGUCGCAGUUCUGCAGUCGCCACGCAUCGUCUUUGAAAGAAAGAAAAAACUAUUUAAUUGCGAAGAUAUAUAGACAAAACCCCCUCGACGACAACGCGAUACAAGAACCAUCAUCAUCAUCGUCAUGGAUAAUACGCUGAGGGAACAAGUGAUGAUAAACCAGUUUAUGCUGGCUGCCGGCUGUGCCAGCGAGCAAGCAAAACAGUUACUGCAGGCGGCGCAUUGGCAAUUCGAGACGGCAUUGAGUAUAUUUUUUCAAGAAGCCGCGAUACCUUCAUGCCACCAGGGGCCCGGAGGAACACAUUUUGGACAGAUAACACCUUGUAAUACACCGGCAACUCCGCCAAAUUUUCCAGAUGCUUUGUUAGCAUUUUCAAAAAUGUCAGCAGGUGAAAAGACUCCCUCUGGUAUGUCGCCCAGUCAAAACGGCUCGAUAAUUCAGCAGCAGCUCCAGCAUCAGCAGCGAUCGGCCGAGCAGCGGUGUAGCAGUGUGUCGGGCCAUCAUCAGUACACUCAUCAUCAUCACCAUCAUCAUCCCCAGGCGUCGCCCGCGGCCACCGUUCAUCAUCCCCAGCAUCAGUUCGGCCUCGGCGAAAGAUAAGAUACGUCGAUGAUGAUGAUGGUGCGCGAGUUCUGAGCAUCGUCGGAACUGUGUAUCCGAAGCAUUAUAGCAUGUACUCUCGUUGAAAGCCGCGCAGAGGCUGCGUCGUGAGUAUUCGGCGAUUUAAUGCGCGCGGAGUUUUUUUUGUUUUUUUUUUUUUUUUCAACUGGUUUUUUAUAAACUGGUAGUAAUUUGCAACUGCGACACGGUUAGUUGGAUGAGUAGAAAGUAACUGCUCGACUGUAUUUAUCCUCCUAUUUUCGAUGAAGUCACGUGUAUACGUCCAAUUUUUUAUUGUUAAAAAGCAAUGAUGCAAUCGAUCGUCGCGAUUGAUAUAUUCCCGACGCACUAUUACGAUUGAUAAAGUAGUGCUGCAAGUUUAUUUUUCCUAUAAUCAACAAAUUUAUCGUGUGACAAACGAGCACGAACCGACAGAUUUUAAAUGUACAGACUUGUCGAGACGGCUCGCUCGUUUCGGAAGUUCUUUACUUCAAACUUGUCGGAUUAUUACGAAUUCUUAUAAUUGAAAUGAUUAUUGUUUGAGUGGUUAUGAUUACGUAAAAAUCGUAUUUCUAUACAAGAAAAAAACAGUACUCUUGAACGAACGUUCCAGAAUGUAACGUCUAAAAAUAUAAUUUGCAGAGUUAAAUAACGAUUUUUUUUUCUAAAUAACUAUCGUACAUCGAAACGUUGAUACUACGAUUUUCUUUUUAAAUCUUGGCUGCGAAACGAUAAAAUUGUUAAAAUUGAAAGAUUACGUACGUGUAUGAUAAAGGUGCAAUUGUCAGCGAACUUUUCUGCUUUUGAGAGUGUAUUUGUUAUCAAAUUGUGGAUAUAAGAUAUAUUGAAGUAGAAUACAAAAAAAAAUGUAUUUUAAAUUUUAAAAUUGAACUUUAAAUACUGUAAUAUUAGCAUAUAACUAGUUCGUUAGGUAGUUAGUUUUUUCAAUUGUAUUCGUGUAUUUUUUUUACACGAUGAUGACUAAUUAUUCGAAUUAAGUUGAUAAUCCAAUUUGUAAGCGCUUUUUCUGACGAUACAUAAAUAUUUAUAUUUUCGUUCAUAAAUCUCCGCUUAUGAUGGAAAAAAAUCGAAAAACAAGAGCUAUUGUUUAAUCGUACGAUGAACUUCCAUACUACUAUAAUGAACGGUCGUAUUCACGAGCAGUUUUUGAGAUGCAAAACUAUUUUAUGCGGGUACUAUCGAGAUAAGUAUUUAAGUUUAUUGUAGUUGAUAAGUUUAUUUAUUAAAUUAGUUUUUCAAAUUUUUGUCGUGUUUAGCGGUGAAUAGAUGCGUUGUAGACAUUUACAACAAUGAAUUAUAGUAAUUCAACUUUAGGAUUUUUUAAAAUACUUUUUACUGAAAAAUCAGUAAAAAUGUGCAGUAAAGUGAAAUAGUGAUUGCAUCUCAAAAAUACAGAUGUGACUUACCAAAAAAUGAUUUAUUUAUAUUUAUUUUAUGUAUUAUGAUAUUUAUAAAUGUUGUGAAAUAAAAAAAGCUUUCUUUCUCCAACAACUGAAUACCUCAUGAUUAUUUCAAACUAUUUGAAAAAAACAAUUCAAUUAGAAAUAUUAAAAAAAUUUAACUCGCGCGAUUCCUGGACGAGAAUAACGUGGUGAAUUAUAUUUAUUAAAAUAAUUAAGCUUUUUGGAAAUAGUGCGCGACACUUUCAUCGAUUUAUUCAAUUUUCAUUCAUUAAUUUUACGAAUACAAGUGUCGAACACAUUGAUUGAUAAAAUUUAAUUUAAUUUUUCGGUCAAUCAACAUAUUGAAUUUUUCUCACCAUUGUACGAGUUGAGAUAACUGUCAAAAAAAAAAAUAAAUAAAAACUACAUAAGUUUCUAAUACUUGACGUAUCUAUUGAUGUAACGCUUCAAGUUGGAAAAAAUUCUUGACGGGUUUCUAAACGUGAAGCUUCACUUUGAAUAAUGUAAAUAAAAUGUACGUAGAUGUUUUUCAUAUUUCCUGAUAAAAUGGACUGCGAUGAAAUUCUUGUAGUAGGUAGUACUUCUGCACGAAUGAAUUUACGAAAUCAGUAGUUUUCAAAUUUGAAGUACUAAAAGUCGUUACGUACUAAUAAAGUAUCACAUUUAAAAUUAUAAGAAACAAUCAUUGUACAAUGAUAAAGCACUUUAAGAGACUGACCCCCUUGUUAUAUAAUAAUAUCAUUAUAAUCCCUCGUGUCGAGUUUGAAUUAUGUUUUUCUUGUGUGCCUUUUUAUCGAUAUAUAAACUUCAAUUUUACACUAUACCUGGGUAUAUCCAUUGCAACAUAUAUCUACCCCUACUUAUUCGAAUAUUUGAAAUUACCUAGUGACACUGCAAAAUUAUGAGAUUUUGAAUUUUAUUUGAAUAUGUUUCAGUUUCAGAUUUUUAUAAAUAUCUUCUUUUCUCCCAUGUGAAUAUUAUUUCGUUUUUCUGAAAUUACGAUUAAAUGUUAAAUAUCAUCUCUAUAAAAAUAACUUUAUGUAUACGUUCGCACAAACGUUUGUCGUUGCGAUGUUUUUAAAAUUUUGCCGUCGACUUAGUAGAAGAUUAAUAAUGUUGAAAUAAAUGAUAUCAGCGGACAAAGCGACAUAUUUUCUACAAGAAAAUUCGCCUUUAUGAGUGUGCAAAAAAUAUUGUAUCAUAUAUGUGUAAAAUUGAUGCUAUUUGUGACACUUCAAUAAUUACGAAAAUUCAUACAAGUAUUUAGGCCUUUCAAUUCGUCAUAUUAGAUGUUUUUAUUGACGAUUUUUAGAUUUCAAAUACAGUAAAAAUAAACUUUAAUCAGUGUCACAUUGAUUCUAAAAUGUAGAUAAGGUAAAUGCGAACAAGAAUUUAAAGCAGUAAUCAUGAUACGACAACAAAUUUCGAAGACAAGUCUACUUUGAUAAACUGAGGUUAUAAACAAAUAAUCAGUUUUUCAACUUGUAUUUUACGGGUUUCAUUAUGUACGAUUACGAAUAAAAAGUUCAGUUAUAAACACAACAAUUUAUAGCCAAGAUUGCAUUGUGAGCAAUUAACACUUUUUCUUUUGUACAUAUAAAAUAGUACACGAAUUGUAAUGGAAUGUAUGCAUGAAUAGCUAACAAACUGUUUGAUGACUUAGAGAGUAAUUAAAAGUGAUUUGAAUAGUGUAAUCAUCAGUCAAAAUUUUUUAUUGUAUACAAAAGUAUGUAUUAUGUAUACGCUUGAUAUUUUAUAGAAAAUUUUUUGGGUUUUUGUUAAGUUGCUGAUUACUGUUUACUAACAUGGUAUUGUUUGACUGUAAAUAAUCAAGAAUAAAGAGAAUUACUCAGAUAAAA